UUCGUUUUUGAUUUUGAUAGUGAACACGAAAAAGGACCUCCAACGGUGAAGCACAGCGGGGAUACCUCAACGUAUAUAACUAACGUCUACAGGUGAAUUUAGCAGACACAGUCACGAACAACAGCACAGCAGCAGCAGCCAACAUUUAUCCCAUUUCUCACAAGUGCCACCGCCCACUUGGAUUGGAUGACCGACGUGUAUUACAGCCCUAGCAUGUGUGAGCCACAGCACGUGUGUACCAUCACCAUGUUUUCGGAAAAAAGUUGUUUGAAAUCACCAUCAUUAACCUCUUGAGACGAUGGCUCGCGUGUCCAGCGCCUUCACAUGUGUACUGGGCGUUUUCAAGCUCUAUCUGCCUGAAUGAAGGAAAGAAAUGAAAUCGAUGAUUACAGGUGGUUACAAGAUGAUUACAGUCAAGCAAGUACAGUCGCUUUGUGCAACUUGAAUGGUGGUGAAAUCUCAGAUGUGCCACUCUUGUUUCAGAAGCCCAGUUACGGAUAAUCUGUUGACUUCCCAGCUGAAUUCUGAACCUCAUUCAAAUCUCAACUUGUACCUAUUUGCUUAGAGCAAGUACAGAAGAAGCUGGACAUGUUGAAGAUAUUCCACCAAUAUCACCGUUCUUGCCAACCAGCCCAGGAGAACUCCUGAAUAUUUUUCUAGAUCUCAGCUUUUGUCACCAAUUCACCAUGACUAUCAGAUCUCCCGUUGAAGGGUCGCUGCGGACUCUACACAACAUAAAAGAGGCGGCAACAAGUACUGUAUCAGAUCAAGUGUUUUCAUUCGCAGUAACCAAUGAGACACCUGCUAAAACGAAUGUGAUUGAUGGAAACUCCGGGUAGCAUAUCACUUUAUCACUAUCACCAUCAAAAUCCAUAUUCCAAAUGCAAUUUGAAAGUGACAAUUGCUCUAAUCCCUCUGUUGUGGUCGAGUUUUAUUAUUCAUUCUCGUCGGAGCCCAAUCGGAGUUUAUUCAACUCCACCCAAUAGCCUACCGCUUCAAUCGUCCAGCAGAACUCUGAAGAAGAGGCCGUUGAGGGAAUUGCCUUCGUAGAAGAAAUCAAAUGCAACGCCCGCGAAGACCCUGGUCCCCGCCGAAAGAUGAAACAACUUAAAAUCCGGAGACACUUAACUGCUGAAAUUUCCAACUCGAAAAUAGGCCGUCCAUGAGUUUCACACAAUCCAUCGCCACAGUAAACCGUCCCUCACACUGGUACCGAAUGUGAUGCUGUUUAAGUUUAAGUACACACAGACACAGACUUGUUUUGUAGGUCAUGUUUUGAUUUUAAAUAGAAAAAAAUCACAAACAGAACGCAGGUAGCUGACAACAGGCUGACAAUUUCCGUUCCGUCCAGUCGUCCGUGAAUGCUAAGAGCUUUCACUAGGUGGCUAAAAUUAAGUCCACUAGACGGCGCGGGUGUCUUCGUUAUAGAGUAGAGACGACCGCCAUUUCUUUUCGAGACAUUGUUGAUUCAGACGAGUCGAUUUUUGUUUGUCGUCGUUUAGCAGUAGCUUUUGAUCAGCGUUACGGCGUAGUUGUUGUUACUUGCUCUCUCGAAAAAAGUUUAUUGUCCUGAGAAAGAAAUAGCCCAAAUCCUUUCAUUGUGAAUUUUUGGCGUCUUGUAGUUAAAAUGGAGACCCAAGAAAUUGCUAAUUCUUCCCCUUCAACUGAGACGAAACUGAUGCCGGCCAUUUCAUCAGCCUCGGCGUCGUAUUCUUGCCAUACGGAGGGCGUAGUUAAUGAAAUCGAUUUCAAAUGGACGAUUGAACGACUAGCGUUUUUAGGUAAUUUAGAAAUAUGGGAACCAUUGACAUCGACCGAGUUUUCGGAUCACAAAUUUAAGCUGGAAAUUGUGAUGUAUGAUGUCAACCAUUUAGUGAUACGCCUGAUUCUUUCGAAUUUGAGUUUUCUGAUCGGAGUUGAAAAAAUCACGGUUUGCAACGAAAAAUGCGAGAACAUUUUCCAAAGAAAUAAGAUGGUUAUCAUUUCUCCAAAUAGUACAUGUACAGAUUUGCUUUACAUGGGAAAACAAACCUUGCUAAGGUGUGUAGAUUCGGUGAAUGGAGAAAUUACCAUUCACUGCAAAAUAAAAAGUUUGACUAGAAAGCAACCAACGGGCAAGGCUAUUACAGCAACGAAGAAAGAUUUUCACAAGACACCAACCAGAGACAACGAUCAAGAUCUUAUUCUUCGUCAGCUCGAAGAAUCUUUUGAAAAAAUGCUGUUUAGUGAUGUCACUUUCAACGUCCGUGGUCGAAAAUUGGCAGCCCACAAGAACAUUUUGGCCAUGAGGAGUCCGGUGUUUGCAGCCAUGUUUCAGCACCCAACGAAAGAGAUGCAAACCGGCGAGGUGGAAGUGGAGGACGUCGAUCCCGAUGUCUUUCAAGAAGUUCUUCGUUACUUGUACACCGGCCUGACACGAUCGACAGCCUUGGACGUUAUGGCACCGGGACUUUUGACUGCUGCCGACAAAUAUUUGCUGGAUCAGUUGAAAACUCGAUGUGAAACUCACCUGAUUCACCAAAUGUCCUCGCAGAACUGUCUGGAUUUGUUGGCUCUCACAAUCACCCACCAUCCAGCGGAGCAUUUGAAGAAAUAUGCCAUCGAGUAUUUUCGCCGUUAUCCGGGUGAUGUCAUGGGAACGGACAACUGGAAAAAGAUGAAGGAAGAAAAUCCGGCGUUGUUGUGCGACUUGCAUCAAAUGGUUUUCACAGCGCCGACUGUCUAGAAGUCCUGUGACCGUCUAUGUCCUUUUUUCUAUUGCUGUUAUCAACACGGAAUCAUUCUGCUGGAGAAAUUCAGCCUUUUAAGGCUAUUUUCAGUUUACUUUCUUUCUAAAAUUAAAAAACGCAAAUUUCCUUGCUUCGUGUGGUAUUGCGUGCACAUAAUAUGGACGCAAGUUCUUUUUAAAAAUACAGACACUUUCACAAUG
Daphnia pulex (common water flea) is the source of this 2929-nucleotide messenger RNA. RefSeq names its product speckle-type POZ protein-like. NCBI's taxonomy places the organism in Eukaryota, Metazoa, Arthropoda, Branchiopoda, Diplostraca, Daphniidae. Gene Ontology annotation, cellular component: nucleus; cytoplasm. The coding region runs from base 1628 to 2725 and encodes 365 amino acids. Gene Ontology annotation, molecular function: ubiquitin protein ligase binding. Gene Ontology annotation, biological process: regulation of proteolysis; proteasome-mediated ubiquitin-dependent protein catabolic process. The record is from RefSeq and is a predicted model, not a curated record. The transcript has 9 exons.